This is a messenger RNA of Mercenaria mercenaria, 1449 nucleotides long. RefSeq lists its product as uncharacterized. Gene Ontology annotation, molecular function: calcium ion binding. Gene Ontology annotation, biological process: cell-matrix adhesion. Gene Ontology annotation, cellular component: extracellular region; lysosome. The transcript is spliced from 5 exons. The record is from RefSeq and is a predicted model, not a curated record. Bases 79 to 840 code for a protein of 253 amino acids. NCBI's taxonomy places the organism in Eukaryota, Metazoa, Mollusca, Bivalvia, Venerida, Veneridae.
CGUAUUAUCACAAGCGGUUAGAUUGUACAAGCGUGAUCAUAAAGCAUUUACAGAGACGUAAUUGUUUUUAAACGAAGAAUGAAAUUCUACACAUUUCUGAUUUGUCUUACGGUUGCUUCGUGCUUCAGUGUAAAGCAGACACCAAUAUGCUGCUUUCCGGAUCAGUUCGAGACGUUUAUAUUUAUUUCUCAGGGUGUGGUUGAUGUCCCAUCUGGAAAACUCGGGUACGGAUAUGGAUAUUUUAAUGGAACAAUUAAAACGGCAUUCGACGGAAUUAACCAGUUGACGUACUCACAUGAACAUUCUAUGAAUUUUAUGUCGAUCUGGCCAGUUCCAAUCGUACUAGACACUGUAGACAUUUUGGACUACAAGAAUAAUGUGCAAUGGCGUGCGUAUGGAGAUGGUACGUGUGAUAAAAUGGAUGUAGGCUUGCCGCUGUAUCCAGAAUGCAUACCUGCUAAUGCUUCAUUGAUGAGUGAAGGUUUGCUGGGACAAACAGGAAAAGUUAUGAAGACCUUUAUAUUCCACGAUCGCAUAUAUCUAGAUCCAUCCGAGGUCACAAUAACGGUUAUUAUGUCAGAUGAUAAAGAGGGAGAAUGUUAUCCCGUGAGAAUGUCAGUGUCCGAUUCGUAUGUUUUCGAUAGUGACAAAAAUGUUGACAUCACAGUAGCAGAUAUACUGGAUUUCACCCCUGGUAUAAAAGAUAAAUCCAUAUUUACACCGCCACCAUCAUGCAUGAAUGUGACAACAAUAAAGGACGCAGGAUCAAUUAAAAGAUCAGGAAGAAUCCGGGAUAUUCUUUACGAUUUUGCAGACAAGCAUAGAAACAGCAGAGGAUGAUACAAAAAGAUCGUUCAUACCUCUUGUAAUACGCACGAGAUAAACGUUUUCUUUAAUUAGUGCAAUUGUAACCACAGCACAACUCAUUAGAAUACGAUCUAGACAGGCAAAUGUGAAUUGAGUUGCUAUGUUUAAAGUCUUUCAUAAACAGUUGAUUUAAAACAGUAGAGAUUAUGUUCUAUGAUUGUCUCUAAUGCUAUAAUAAAAUAUACAUAUUAAUAGUGUUCGUCUAAAAUUGUCUUUCUUGUAUCUGGGACAUAUUGCUCUAUAACUAAUCUGAAAUAGUUCAUCGUAUUUAAAAAGAAGACAUUGCCCAUUUCUAAACUAUUAAUGAACAACAUACAUUUAUACUAAACAUAACUACUUUGCAAAUUUUUUCCGCUUUAAUAGCUGUAUCAAGACUGCGCAAUUCAUUGUAUAUAUCCUGUUGUUAUGCACAAAGUAUCAAAAUAUGUCACAGUUUGUAAGUUGUACAAAAACCAGAAUUAAAUAUUGCAAUGCCUAGUGAUCUAAAGAAAUUGGUUGAUGAUUAAAUGAAGGCACAGUAUCUGUUGAUAUAAUGUAUGGCACUGGAAAGGUUUCCCUAGCAAUUCAAACAGUACAAUGAAA